AUGCCCUCUUCAGCUCGGACAAAAGCCGGUCGAUCAUCAAUAAAACCAAAACAAGUAUCAUCAAAUAAACCCAAAAAACGUUCUUUAGACGACAGUGAUCAUCAAGAUGAUGUACAUAACGGCGAUCAUCAUCCACAAAAACGCACAAAAGCAGAACCCGAAAUUGUUGAAAACACAAAUGAUUAUACAGCAAAAAUAAAAGCACGUGCAAAAACUCCAUCAGCCUCAUCUGUAGUAAAUGUGUCGUUUCCAGCAUUUUCUCUUUCGAAAGGUGGUCAAGUAUUAGCUGUUGGUGAUAAUGGAAUGACACAAUUAGGCCUUAAAAGUGCUAUAAGUCAACGACAAAAUCCACAACCUGUUCCUCUACCUGAACUCGUUGUACAAAUCGCUUGUGGUCCACUUCAUACCGUGUGUCUUACAGAAAAAAAUCAAAUUUAUACAUUUGGUUGUAAUGAUGAACAUGCGUUGGGAAGACCCGAUAGUGAUGAUGAUGAUGAUGAAGCUGAUCAAUUUGGAUUAGUUGAUAUGAGUGGCGUUAUGGAUGUUAAUCAAGAGAAAAUUAUUCAAGUUGUUGCAGGUGAUAGUCAUACAUUAGUUUUAUCGGACGUAGGAAAAGUUUAUGGUUGGGGUACAUUUCGUUCAAGUUCAACUGGUGUUUAUGGUCUUGUGCAGAAAGGUGUAAUGGCUAAAACUCCUAUUGAAAUAAAAUUACCAGAGAAAGUUGUUAAAUUGGCUAGUGGCUACGAUUUUGUUUUGUUUCUCAGUGAAGCUGGACAUGUUUAUUCCUGUGGUAAUGGUGAAACAGGUCAGCUAGCACGAUUAAAUCGUUAUGCAGCUGAAGAUGGACUACGAGGAGGCAUUGAUCGAUUAAUUAAACCUGCACCGAUUAUUUACAAUCGAAAUGGAAUUAAAGCUAAAAAUCUACUAUUUGAUGAUAUUUUUUCGGGUUCACACCAUUUCUUUUUAAAAGUUAAUGGUCAUGAUUGGAUAUUAGGUGGCGGUUUAAAUAAUUUUAAUCAACUCGGUUUACCAGUCGAUGAACCAGUUUAUUUUCCGACAUUUAUUCCUUCGCUUGAAGGUAAAAGAUGGGUAAAAUUCUCCGGUGGACUUCAUCAUACACUUGGUUUAACUGCUGAUGGUGAAGUCUAUGCGAUAGGUAGACAUCAUGAAGGUCAAUUGGGUAUUAAUGAAUUGUCAGAACAUUUAAGUCAACCAACACUUAUACCGAACUUAUCGAAUAUCGUUGAUAUUGCAUGUGGUAAUCAUGUUUCAUUUGUUAUCGAUCGAGCCGGUAAAGUUUUUUCAUUUGGUGCUGGUACAUCAUUGCAACAUGGGCAUGGUCAACAAGAUGUAAAAGUUCCUCGUAUGAUGUCAUCAAAAUACAUGGAUAUUAAAAUGGCUCUCAAUAUAGCUGUUGGAGCUCAACACACAUUAUUUCUUACGCAUGAUAAUCCUACUACUAAAGAUGAAAAUUAA
This is a messenger RNA of Rotaria socialis, 1476 nucleotides long. The record is from the annotation of a GenBank genome assembly. NCBI's taxonomy places the organism in Eukaryota, Metazoa, Rotifera, Eurotatoria, Philodinida, Philodinidae.